GGAGUACAGAAACGUUUGACACCAACAGAAAUCUCACUCCACACUGGACCUGGACAGGUCUGAGUUUUCUAACCAGUUGUCCAGAAAACACACAACGCGAGUCAGAGGGAUUCUUAUACAUGGACCUCAUGUCUGCACUGCAAAAACUCAAAAUCUUACUGAGUAUUUUUAGUCUAGAUUCUAGUUUAAAUAAGUUAGUACAUUUGAAAUAAGACCAAACUAAGAACUAUCUACUAUGUGCUCUAACCGACAAUCCAACAUGGCCGCCAAAUUGAUUUAUUUAUUUUUUUCAAAAGUCCUAGUUUGAUUACAUUGUUUCUAAUCCAUCUUAAUUGGAUUAGAUUAUUUUUUUACUAAUUUUCAAUAUUUAAAAGAUUUUCCAGAUCCAGUGAUAAAAAUUCUUAAGAAAUUAAAAUGUUUUUAUCUUUGAGAGGAUAAACUCACAUAAAUAUGUCGUUAUUAUGAUAUUAGUUGCAAAUAGUCUCAAAAUGACAAUAUUAUAGUUUAUUGAAAUCAUUUCUGGGUGAGUUUAUCAUCCAGUAAAGUCCGUUAUGGUGACAGGCCCGGUUCUGAUCGGAGGGUCUUGUGUUCAUCAGCAGGUGGAGAGAUCUGAGGAAGACGAUUCCUCUUCAUCUGAACGCUCCUCAGCCUCAGAGUCCCACUGCGCUCAGCUCCGUUUGCAGCUUUGCUCUCAUUAAGCCUGAUUAUUCAGCCGCACUUUGUUAAUAAGACGCUGCACUUUGCAUGAAUAUUAAUCUCCACUAUGGGACUCUGGGGGCCUCCGCAGCUCUGAGCUUCUCUGGAAAACCUUCAGUUCAGCUCCUUCACAAUAAAAGCUGAAAGUCAAAGAGGAGCAUCAGUGGAAAACAGGAGCUGAUGAUGAUGAUGAUGAUGAAGAUGAUAAAGAUAACUAUGAUGAUGCUGUGCAGCUCUUACUGUCUCUCAUCUGGGGCUACAGAAGCUCCUCAGUCACCUUCAAAUUAAUAGCCUUUUCUUAUAACACCAGCAGAUUUAAGAGAAAUUAAAUUUUCUGCACCUUUAGUUUCAGAUUUUCUACUGGACUUCAGGAGUCAUCACAGACUGAGCAGCAGCUCUAUGAGCGACACCUACUGUCCUACAGGUGGCGCCGUCCGGCGUGAGAGGCGCCGUCCGGCGUGAGAGGCGCCAGCGCUGUAAACAGCCCUGCAGGUCCAGGUGUCACCGUCAGGUCAUGUGACUGACUGUAGCUCAUCUCCAUCAGCGCCACAUAAACCAGAAGGUCUGAGCACCACAGCCUGGUUCCCAGCCUGGAGAACCAACCCAGUUACAAACAAACAGCUCAGCAUGAAGUUCGGCUAAAGGCUGGGGAUAGUUCUGAAAACACGGAGAAGAACCGAUUCAGAACCAGGCAGGAGGAUAACGAGCUGCAGGCUGGCUCAGAGCAGCAGGUGCAUCACAGGAACUGUUUACAGAAGAUUCAGAUUUCAGUUGAAUGAAUAAAAAGCAGAAAGACAAGCUGCUGCUGACUGGUAAACAUCAGGACAUGUUUCACCUGGACAACUAAUUCUGGACAGGAUCCAACAAACACUAGAAUCAGAACCAGCUCUUUAUGAAAACCUGGGCAGAGACCAGUCAGAAAAACCUGGCAGCGACAGAAACUGGAUGAGAGGAAAAUCAGCCCAGUUCAUACCCGGGAGCUCCAGUGGAAGGCAACUGGACUUCUUCUCUUGUUCCUCUGAGAUGUUUAUCCAAAACAAAACAAAUCUGAACAUGGUUGGAAGUACGUCAGUCAGAACCAUCACAAUAAUACGGUUCUUAAGACCACUAAUAACUGCCUUUGAUUCAUAAUAAUUGAAACAUUGUUCAACAUUAAUCAGCAAUAUUUGAUGUGUAUUGAUGAAUGGCAUUUGACAAUUUGACUAAUAGGGCUGCUGGGGUCACUAAUAGGGCUGUUGGGGUCACUAAUAGGGGUGUGGGGUCACUAAUAGGGCUGCUGGGGUCACUAAUAGGGGUGUGGGGUCAUUAAUAGGGCUGCUGGGGUCAUUAAUAGGGGUGUGGGGUCAUUAAUAGGGCUGCUGGGGUCACUAAUAGGGGUGUUGGGGUCAUUAAUAGGGCUGCUGGGGUCACUAAUAGGGGUGUUGGGGUCAUUAAUAGGGCUGUUGGGGUCAUUAAUAGGGGUGUGGGGUCAUUAAUAGGGCUGUUGGGGUCAUUAAUAGGGCUGUUGGGGUCAUUAAUAGGGCUGUUGGGGUCAUUAAUAGGGCUGCUGGGGUCACUAAUAGGGCCGUUGGGGUCACUAAUAGGGGUGUGGGGUCACUAAUAGGGCUGCUGAGGUCAUUGGGGCUGUUAAGGUCGUGGACAUGAAGCCGUCUCCUCUGAUCUGUAAUGUAAAUGGAGCGGUGGUUCUGGAGACGAUGAGCUGGUUAUUCCAUCGGGUUGAGCAGCUGCUCUUCAGUUCCUCUAAUCAUCUAAAUGAAUGCUGAGUGUAGUGGUUUCUGUGGAACCCUGAGAUUCUCAGACCAACUAGAGCUGGAAACCGAAUUCACCAACCAUAUGGUCGGGUUUUUAUCUGAACCGGUCCAACAUGUUCCACUAAUCAAUCAAUGCAGUCAGACUAACUCUCCUCAUGCUAGUGUCUCUACAUUUAAGCUAACAGCUGUCAGCCUGCUGUUGUUAGAUUAGCAAAGGUCUUCAUGCAUUUAAAUAGAUUUUAUUUUUGUUUGAAUUGUUUUAGAAUGAUGGAGAUAAAAUGAUUUUACAGAACGGAUGUUAAGCAGUGAUGGUGGGACAUUAACAAAUGGGAUGCAAACAUCGUCUCCCAAAUGUUUCCUCUGCUUCCCAAGCUGCAGCUCUCAUUUGCACGUCUCUGCAGCCAAUCAGAUUUGCCGUGAAAUGCGCCUCACACGGCUCCUUCUGUGGCAGCAUAAGCCAUCAGAGAGGGUGAAAACAAAGUGAGAGCAGGAGGCAAACAGACAGCGAGCAGAGCAGGGAACGCAGAGAGGCGGAGGGGGUCCGGAGGGCUGGAGCAGCGGAGGAGAGGAGGAGCUGGAAAAGCACCACAAGAGGCAGACGGCGCUCACAAAUGAGCAGCAAACAGACGGAGGCAGCGACGGCAAACACACCGAGAUCUGGACCAGAACAGAACCGCUCCUGCAGGAACUUUAAGGUCUCUGAGCAUCAGCAGCACCGACACACAUUAAAUCAGCCGGGCGGACAGGAUGCUGCUGUAACUCAGAGCGCCGGCGCCGGCAGGACGGGACGGCAGCGCAUCGACUGGGAGCUUCCAAACUGGGAAACCAGCGGGUCAACUUCCUGGAUCCUAUCCGCGUUUCCAGCUGAGCGAGUCUGGAACCAGAACCUCCAGAUUCUUCAGGCUGGACUGAGCCAAUGUUUGGGUUCUGAGCUCGACCAGAGAGAUCGGUGCAGCUUCGUCAGGUCGAGAGUUUCCUGGUGAGAAUGAGAGACGGGAAGCAGCCAGAGGUCUGAACUUCUCAGAACGUCGACUGGAGAUGAGAUGAAGCCCAGAGCGGGAGGAUGUGACCGGCUCUGACUCUGCUGAAGUUCAGUUUGCUGGAGGCAUCAUGCUGGCCGCCGUCCUGCAGGGGGCGCAGUGGCCAGUGGUGGUUCUGAUGGUGUGUGUGCGGCUGAGUGCGGUUCGGGGCGCCGCCUGCCCGCGCCGUUGCCUCUGCACAGCGGACAUCCUGAGCUGCCCGGCGCUGGAUCUGGACCGGGUCCCCGCAGCGCUGCCGGCCUCCACCGCCACCAUGGACCUGAGCCACAACCGGAUCCAGCAGCUGGAGCCGGGCGGCUUCCAGGGACUGCUGCAGCUGGAGGUGCUGCGGUUGGCCCACAACCAGCUGAGCGCCAUCCAGCCCGGCGCCUUCAGGAACUCCUCCGGACGCCUGAGACACCUGGACCUGUCAUCCAAUCAGCUGCUGGUCCUGAAGCAGAGCGACUUCCAGGAGCUGGCGGCGCUGGAGGAGCUGCUGCUGUUCAACAACCGGAUCAAGCACGUGGAGAGCACCGCCCUGUCCGGACUGACCAGCCUCCGGAAGGCCUACCUCAGCCACAACCGCCUCACCGACUUCCCCUUCUUCAGCAUCCAGACAGGCGGCCACCAGCAGCUGACCCUGCUGGACCUGUCCUCCAACCGGCUGCCCAAGCUGCCGCUGAUGGACAUCUCCGGUCUGCCGCUGGCCCUGCAGGGGGGGCUCUAUCUGCACAACAACUCGCUGGUGUGUGACUGCGCCAUGUUCUCCCUGUUCCGGCUGUGGGAGCAGAAAGGCUUCGCAUCGGUCCGGUUCUUCCGGCAGGAGCACGUCUGCCUGGUUGCUGGAGUCCAGCGCAGCGGCAUCCGCUUUUUCCUGCACCGGAGAUACUUCGAGCGCUGCAACGUGACGGCGGCGCCGCAGCAGGAAGCCAGUGUGUCGGUGAGGGCGGGGGCGCCGCUGCUGCUGCACUGCGUCACAUCUUUGUCCGGCCGCGGUGCCGCCUUUUUCUGGCUCACGCCGCAGCUGGAGUACGUGGCUCCGCCUGGGAACAACGGCUCCAUCAGGAUGUUCGCUAACGGCAGCUUGGCGAUGGCGGAGCCCCAAGAGCAGGACUCUGGGAUCUACGUGUGCGUGGCCCAGGCGAGGCGGCUGAACGAUUCCCGGGAGGUCAACGUGACGGUGCUGCCGCGGCCGGCCUCUGAUGCUGCUGAGCCCUUCAACACGGGCUUCACCACCCUGCUGGGCUGCGUGGUUAGCCUGCUGCUGGUCCUGGUCUACCUGUACCUGACGCCCUGCCGCUGCCCGCCCUGGCCCAGGCCCCGCCCCCUGGCGGCCACCGCCCAGAGCCAGGGCAAGGAGGGCGGAGCGGGCAGCGCCCAGUCCUCCAUCCUCAUGCCGACGCCGCCGGCGUCCACCGAGGGCCCCGGCCGCAAGGUCAGUAGCAACAAGCAUGUUGUGUUUCUGGAGCCAAUCAGAGAGCAGCAGAACGGCCAGCUGGGGGCGGAGCCUCAGCAGCGCGCCAGGGAGACGGACUCUUACAUGUCCGUCUCCCCCGACACGCCCAUCAUGUUGCCAUAGCGACAGGACUCUCAGCGCGAUGGCACAGCCCCUCACCACUUCCUCCCCAACACGCCCUCCCCUCACCAACAACAAGUGCAAUUCUGACCCUGAAUCCUGUUAGCUCAGGUCCGAUCCCUGAGCCCAGAACCGGCGCACUGUGACGGGUCAGAACCGGCCGAGUCCAGACCAAAGACAGAGCAUGAACCGCUGCGUCCCUUUAAGCACGACCUGUCCCUUUAACUGCAGCACCGCCUUCCAGUACCAAACUGUUUUCUAGAGUUCUGUAGCUUCCUGGUUCUGUUCACCAGACCGACAUGUAGGGUCCGAUUAACCAGAACCAACCAGAGGUUCUGGUUCCCUCCUCCACUCUGCCUGGUUUCUGUUUCUACUGUAUGUUCUCACUGCAUCCUCUGCACCUCGUCUGUAUCGCCUAAUAAACCUCCAAACCCAACCUGCCUGGUUUCUGUGUGUGUGUGUCUUUGCGUGCGUGCGUGCGUGUGCGUGUGUGUGUGUGUGUGUGUGUGUGUGUGUGUGCACGCAGCCACAUUCUGCAUGUUCUGCCUGCAGCAGGUCUCUUCCUGCUCCCACACACGAUUCACAGGUUUCCUCUUCUGCUCUGCUGCUGGUUCUGCAGCUUUAAAUCCUCAGUAACUCAGAGAGCCAUUAGAUGGUGAUGCAAAUGAAUAAUUAACUGACUACAUGUUUAAAUGAUGGCAUUAAAUCUACAAGAACUUAAAAACAAAGUAAAUCAGAUGAAUUAUUUACGAUAAACUUCCCAUUGUCAUUCUACAUACUUGCAGGUUUCACUGACUCAAAUUUAAGACUUUUUAUUUUAAGACAUAUAAAAUACAAACUUCAUCUAGCAAACUAGCUUUAGCUAGCUAGCUAGCAGUGAUAAGUUAGCAACUAGGUAGCAGUAGCCUCAAUCGCCUUGAGUCUCUUAAUGCAGCACGACGCCUCCAACCUCAGCCUGAAGGUCUGGUACUGCAUGACGUUUUUGUCAUUAGGACCAGUAGAUUAUUGUUUUAAAGUUGUAGUUUGGUCAAAACUGAUUACACUUAUUCAUCAGUUGUUGUUGACGGGCCAUCCAAAAUCACUCCAGGGGCUGUAAAUGGCCCCCGCGCCUCAUUUUGAACACCCUUGUUGUAGAUGACCUCACGCCUGCAGGAUCCAAACUCCCACCGAAGCCAUCAGAGGCUUCAUGAUGAGGAAACACCUCAGCGGCUCUCAGGUCACAGCCUGACCUCUGACCCCUGAGUGGGUCUUCAUCUUCCUCCUGCCAUGUUUAUCCCAGCUGAGCCGCGGACAGCAGGAAGCUCUAAGUAAGAUGGAGGUGAAGCGAGUGGUGAUGAAAUAUUGACAAGACGUUUCGGCUGAGAGCGACGCGGGAACAUGGAGGUGGCGUUGCCGUGGCGACUCGGCUUUAACCGAUGGCUCCUCAGAACCAAACGGAACCAGAACCUCUGGGUUCUACAGCCGGACCGGGUCACGAUCCCACCGAGCCGCAGACAGGAAGCACAUGCUACGCCGGCCCAGAAAGAGCUGGGUACAGCUUCUGUGUUGUCAUGGCAACCAGCACAACGCCGUCCCGUUGUCCCAGCGAAGCGGAUUGGUCGGGGCAGAAACUAGCAUCCUCCCCGUCUGGAAGCAGCCAGAGGUUAAAGGUCAGCGUCCAGAGGAGGACGUUUGGAUCGUCUGAAUCUGCCGAAAACAAACGAAGACAGAGCAGGAAGAGCGUCUCUGGGUGGGACGUAAAUCCAGCCAGGGACGUCUGAGCUUCACUCCAACAUCUGACCAGAACCAGAACCGUAACCAUCCUGAGAGCCAGGAGGAUCAGAACCCCGAUCUGCUCUCACUGACUAAAACACAGCGCAUCAAACAUUGAUGGCGACUCCAACUGGAUUUACUUCGACUGAAGAGCCGCUCUAAAUCAUUCAUCAGACACAACAUUCCACCGGAACCAGGACCAGGUUCCAACGCUUCCAGAACUCCACCAGAACCAGUUCAAUGGGUCCAGGACUCCCAACAGAACCAGCUCACCACCAGGUGAUGGUUCCAGGUCGGUCCAUGGUUCUGGUUCUGAUCCAUCUGACUCAGCGGUUCUGAAGGUGCAGACCUUCAGAUGUUGGACUGCAGAACCAGAACCAUCCGAACCAGAACUGAACUCCAGCUGAGAUGAACUGAAUAAAGUUUUGCUAAAGCUAACCCUCUGUUCCUCUUCUCCUCUUCAUCCUCCUCCUCUUCCUCAGAUCUAUCUGUC
This is a messenger RNA of Xiphophorus maculatus (southern platyfish), 7287 nucleotides long. RefSeq names its product adhesion molecule with Ig like domain 3 (gene amigo3). The coding region runs from base 3558 to 5045 and encodes 495 amino acids. The record is from RefSeq and is a predicted model, not a curated record. Gene Ontology annotation, molecular function: protein binding. The transcript has a single exon. Lineage: Eukaryota; Metazoa; Chordata; Actinopteri; Cyprinodontiformes; Poeciliidae.